Molecule: messenger RNA, 2270 nt
Organism: Labeo rohita (rohu)
Lineage: Eukaryota; Metazoa; Chordata; Actinopteri; Cypriniformes; Cyprinidae
Product: B2 bradykinin receptor
Exons: 2
Coding region: 519-1589 (356 amino acids)
Biological process (GO): G protein-coupled receptor signaling pathway; immune response; neutrophil chemotaxis
Cellular component (GO): membrane
Molecular function (GO): bradykinin receptor activity
Source: RefSeq, a predicted model, not a curated record
ACUGUUUAUGAUGUAUAGAUGCACUUUAUUCGACUUUCUAUUGGAUUACUGAGUCUCAGCAGUCAUUCACUGCAAUUGUAAAGCUUUGAAGAGCCAGCAAAUUUCUUAUUCUAACUGACAGUAUUCAUCUGAAAGAAGAAAGUCAUAUACACCUAGGAUGGCUUGAGGGUGAGUAGUUUUCAUUUUUAGGCGAUCUAUCCCUUUAAUAUCUGGCUUAUCUAGAGUUGCUGUGUCAUGAGCUGAAGAUUUGUUGGAAAGGCAGCAUCAUGCUUGAGUCAUAUUAGCUUCAUAACAGUGCAAGUGUUUUACUCUGGCGAAAGACAGCCAAAGCAUGACAAAUGGAAAGUGAGAACAGAUCCAGGCUUCCAGUGACGACAGCCUCAUUAUGCGUGUAUAAGAGCGCCUGUCUGAUCUCACCAGCGUCUAGUUGGAGAAGAUUCACCAAGACAACACAUCGGAAGUGAACGGAUAGUCUGGAUUCAAAAUCUGGAGCUGCCACUUAACAUGACAGUGUCCCAAUGGAACUAAAUUCAUCAAACCUCCCUUGCAACGACACAGUCGCCUGGAUUUGGCUGUCUUCUCUCCACCCCCCAUUUCUGGCUCUUAUCAGUAUCCUGGGAGUGGUGGGUAACAGUCUGGUCCUCUGCGUGUUCUGCCUCCAGCGGAAGCCGUGCAGCGUAGCUGAUGUGUAUCUGGGCAACCUGGCAGCUGCAGACCUCAUUAUGGUCCUGUGUUUGCCCUUCUGGAUGGUCACCAUUACCCAAAACUAUCAGUGGAACUUCGGUCAGCUGCUCUGCAAGGUGAUCAACACCGCUAUCUCAAUGAACUACAACUGCAGCAUAUUCUUCCUAAUGCUGGUCAGUGUGGACCGCUACCUCGCCUUGGCCAAACCCCUGAAUCCCAGUAAGCUGAGAUGCCCCAAAUGGGCCAAGCGCAUCUGUGCGGUGAUUUGGGCGGUGGGGUUCAUGCUCAGCCUCCCAACUAUGAUCUUUCGAAGAGUAAACUUUGUUCCAUCCGCAGGCGUGGACGCCUGUUAUUUAGUGUACCCUCAUCCAGCCUGGGUUCUGCAACGGAACCUCACCACAAACUUCAUUGGGUUCCUGCUUCCGCUGCCGGUCAUUUCACUUUGCACUUUUCACGUGGUCAAAGCGCUUAAAAACCGUGGUGUAUUGAUUAAUCCAAGGGUUCAAACGGAGAGGAAGGCUGCUCAGCUGGUUUUGACGGUCCUCGCUAUGUUUCUCCUCUGUUGGACGCCCUUUCAGCUGAUGCGUUUCCUAGACACUCUUGACUACUUUCAGCUCUUUUCUGGGUGUCUUUGGGAGCACACAUUGGAUAUAGGCAACCAGCUGGCUACUUAUUUAGGGUAUAGCAAUAGUGCAAUAAACCCUUUUUUGUAUGUUAUUGUAGGGAGUCACUUUAGGAAGAGAGCUCAAGGAGUUUUUCAAGGUUUUCUGUGUUCUAAACAGAAGAGCAACUCCUCUGUGCACCUAAAUGUUACUGUUAUCAGCAAGUGCGGUGACAGUCCUAAAGAUAACAGAAUAACACCGCUGGCACAAAGAGCUGUAUAUCCACCCAUCAACCUCAUAUGAUGUGUAGUUAGUUAUGAAGAAAUAAAAAAGUUCAACGGGUAGAGGUCAAGAGUUUGAUUGGUGACACUUUAUUGUGAUGGUCUAGAAUAGACAUUCUAUUAACUAUAAGUAACUUUGCAAGCACAUGCCAACUUCUAACCUUAACCAUAGUCUAACAAUCUACAAAUACUCUGAGAGUUAGUUGAUAUGUAGUUUUAAUAUGGUUAACAGAAUGUCUAAUAAGGUGAAACUGUUUGAUUAUGAGAAGAUCUCAUUUGUUUACUGUGCAGUCUUGUUUUUCUUUACUCACAUCUGUUCCCUCCAUCUUUGUGGAGGUGUGGAAAGAAUGUGAUGUGAGGACCUAGGAACCGGUGGAAUAUAUUUGCUCACUCAAGUGUUAUGUAAACCAUUACUGAUUUUGCACAAAAAUAUUUUGAAAAGACUUUUGUAAAUGUUUUACUGAACAUCUGUGGACUUGUUUAAAGAUGUAUGUUUGGUUUUAGUGUUAUUAGUGCAUUGUAUUGUUUGUAUGUUUCUAACUGUUACUUACAGCAUUUCUUUCCACUAAAGCAAAUUUAAUAACCACAUACCCUUUAUUUAUUUAUUUAUUUAUUAAAAAACCAAAGAGUAUAUUCAAACAAUUCAAAACCAAAGACUGUGAGUUUCUGCUUUGUUUUAUAUAUAUAUAUAUAUAUAUAUAUA